Molecule: messenger RNA, 3139 nt
Organism: Oncorhynchus tshawytscha (Chinook salmon)
Lineage: Eukaryota; Metazoa; Chordata; Actinopteri; Salmoniformes; Salmonidae
Product: probable polypeptide N-acetylgalactosaminyltransferase 8
Exons: 11
Coding region: 119-1942 (607 amino acids)
Cellular component (GO): Golgi apparatus
Source: RefSeq, a predicted model, not a curated record
AGGUAUGGUGCACCUCACACUCCCUCCUUUCAGGCGAGCCUGGAUCUUAGUGAGAGAGUGAUAGAGGAAGGCAAUCCUGUCUGUAUCCCCAGGCUGAGCACUCACACGCUGAGGGACGAUGAGGCUAGGCUGGGUUCGACAGCUAGCCCCUUUGCUGGCCAUGGCUGCUGGAAUACUCUACAUCACAUCCAUUAAGCGGGAGGUUCAUUCUCAUGGGGAGAGACUGCAGGGGGCCCAUCAGAAUGAAUCGGCCAGGGGCCAGGACAUUCUCAAGAGGCUGGAGAAGAUGGAGGCUCACAUCGAGAAGCUGGUGAAGACAAUCAACGACGGGAUCAGUCUGAAAGAGGGGCAGGCUGUGAAGGCUCCCGAGGUCAAGAAGGAGAGGAAGGUGGUGAAGAAGGUGUACCCCAACUCAGCUCUGUUUACAAGCUGGGGUGAUGAGCUCUCAGAGGAGGAGCAGAAAGAGGCAGAGGGGCUGUUUCAGAUGUAUGGAUACAACGCCUUCCUGAGUGACAGACUACCCCUGAACAGGGAAAUCCCUGAUACUCGCGAUCCUAAGUGUGCUAAGCACCAGUAUCCCCAUGACCUGCCCACCAUCAGCGUGGUGUUGAUCUACUUGGACGAGGCCCUGUCAAUCAUCAAGAGAGCCGUCCGCAGCAUCAUAGACAAGACCCCCCAACGCCUGCUCAAAGACAUUAUACUGGUGGAUGACCACAGCUCCAAUGACGAUCUAAAGGAGAAGUUGGAUGCCUACAUCAGCUUCAUCCAUGAAGAGCGUUCAGGCCUGGUGAAGAGAGUGAGACACUCAGAGCAGCUCGGUCUCACACAGGCCCGCCUCUCAGGGUGGAGGGAAGCUGAAGGAGAUGUGGUGGCCAUCUUGGAUGCCCACAUAGAGGUCCAUGUGGAAUGGGCGGAGCCUCUGUUAGCUCGGAUAAAGGAGGACCGCACGUUGGUGUUGACACCGGUGUUUGACAACGUCCAUUUCGAUGACUUGACAGUCACACGUUAUGGGCCUGCUGCAGAUGCCUUUGACUGGGCCCUGUGGUGUAUGUAUGAGUCCUUCAGACCUGAGUGGUAUGCCUUGAAAGACGAGUCACAGCCAGGAAAGAGCCCCUCCGUUAUGGGCAUAUUAGUGGUUGAUCGCCUGUUCUUUGGGGAAAUUGGUGCUCUGGAUGGUGGUAUGAAGAUCUAUGGAGGGGAAAAUGUUGAACUGGGUAUCCGGGUGUGGCUAUGUGGUGGAAGUGUCGAGGUCAUACCUUGUUCUAAAAUAGCCCACAUCGAGAGGGCCCAUAAACCCUAUCUCCCUGACCUGAGCAUUACAAUGAAGAGGAAUGCUCUGAGAGUGGCUGAGGUCUGGAUGGAUGACUACAAACAGAAUGUCAACAUUGCCUGGAACAUCCCACUGAAGGAUCACGGCAUAGACAUUGGAGAUGUUUCAGAGAGGAAGAAGUUGAGAAAGAGACUGAACUGCAAACCCUUCCAGUGGUAUCUGGAUAACGUGUAUCCCAUGUUAGACCCCCUGGGUGACUUGCUUGGUUAUGGAGCUCUGGUCAAUGACCAGAAGACGGAUCUCUGUAUAGAUCAAGGCCCAGUUCCGGGGAACACACCUAUUUUAUAUGGAUGCCAUUAUUUUGGUCCACAGAACUGUUAUUAUCGAGCCAGUGGGGAGAUCUACAUUGGGGGCAUCAAGUCUCACAAGUACAACAGUAAUCGCUGUCUGGUGGACACUGGCACUCGAUCCCCAGGACUGUAUGAGUGCAAGGUGGCCCAGCAGAAGGGAUUCCACAUGCUCUGGGACUUCCAACAGGGAAAAGCCAUCCAGAACAGACAGACAAAGAGAUGUCUGGAGAUUGCCCCAGGGGAGGACACCUACUACCAGCUCAUCCUUCAGGAGUGUAGUGGGCAGCACUGGAACAUACAGAAUCUGAUUAAAGACUUCUGAUACACAGAGAUAGUUAGGCCUACUGUACCAGAGACAAUACAGCAGGACUAUAGGAGUUAUGCUGCAAUCAUAAGCAAGUGGGAAGGUGGUAUUUACCACAUACGACUGGUAAAAGUCCACUUGUACGGCCCUCCAACUGGUAAUUAUUAGUGGGAAACUCGUCUAUCUUUCCUGAGGUCCGACUUCUCCCACAUGCUGACCUCUGACAUCACCUACUAACGAAAUUACCCUUUUAUCAUAAUUUUCAGCAGUUCAAUGCAACAACAAAACAUUAUUUACAAAAAGAUGUCCUUAAAUAUGUUUUUGAACACUAAUUUCUAUCUGAGUUUCUCAAUGAGUUCAAUGCAUGUGAAUGCAUUUACGACUUCACAACUGGUAAUUACCACCUUCCCACUUGUUAUGAACACAUCAUUAUCAAAUGCUUUGAAAAGCUGGUGGUCAGCAGUGGUCAGCAGUGAGAUGACUGUGUAAUCUUAGUGAUCUAUUGGUUUUACAUAAUUUCAUGGGGACAGAUGUACAGUUUCUUCACAGAAUGUGGAAUGCUAUUGAGCUGUGUUCUCCUUGGUCCUGAAUGUAAAUGCAAAGAAAUAAUCAAUAUUAUUCCUGUAUUUAUGCUAAUUUGUAGUUUCUUAUUGAUUUUCACCAAAGAAGGUCAAUGAAUAUUUGUCUGCAUUGACAUCAUAUAGAGCUGAAUUGACAUCAGUGUAGUUUUGAUGAAGUCCCGUCCUCAACUGCUCAGGGAUUUCUCUAUGAGUUCUUGGAGAUGAACUUAUUCCACAUCCUCUGACACAUGGCCAGCCCUCUCUCCAUCAGCUGUGAUGGCUGUGAGCUAUAUCUAUGGUAAAGUCACGGUUUCUAGGACAUAUAACUACAACUCACAGACAAACACCUCAUAGAAGUCAUAUGAUUGCCCAGCGUGCCAUAUAAAAACUGGAGAUUUGAGGGCAAAAGGACUGUAUUUAAGUUUAGUUAAGGGGCGGCAGGUAGCCUAGUGGUUAGAGCGUUGGGUGGAUCGAAUCUCCGAGCUGACAAGGUAAAAAUCUGUCAUUCUGUCUCUGAACAAGGCAGUUAACCCACUGUUCCUAGGCCAUCAUUGAAAAUAAGAAUUAGUCCUCAACUUACUUGCCUAGUUAAAUAAAAAGUUGGUUUCCUUCAUUUGACUGUUUCAGACAGCCAUUAAAUAUGGAUUGAAUGCGA